Parnassius apollo (apollo) is the source of this 390-nucleotide messenger RNA. The record is from the annotation of a GenBank genome assembly. NCBI's taxonomy places the organism in Eukaryota, Metazoa, Arthropoda, Insecta, Lepidoptera, Papilionidae.
AUGUUAUCUACUAUCUUAGAUUUUCUUUUCGGAGUUCUAUGUUACAGUCCUGUAAGAUCAGUUCACAGUUCAGAUACUUCUACCAUGGACGACCCAUUUGUUGCUUGCCCGUACAACUUUGCUCAUCGUGUACCUCGCUCGCGGAUCCAAGCUCAUAUUGUAAAGUGUCAGCCAAACUAUCCAGAACUUAACAUAUGCCCUUAUAACGCUACACAUCGGGUUUCAAAACUUGAAAUGAGAACUCAUGUUCUGAACUGCCCAUCUAAAAGUGCUAUAUUUCCUCAAGACAAACCUCCAAGACUAACAGGAUCCCUGACUACACCAAAACCUAUUUUACAGAAGGAUUAUUUACCCGAGACUGACCCUAAUCAUGAAAUGUGGGAUGAUUGA